GCGGAAACACCACUUCUGGGGAAAUGCUCAUAUUUUCUGCAUGCGGAUUUUAGAAUAUUCGCAUGAAACCUGCUGCAGAUAAUAAAAUUAACACGUUCACCACGUGAAUGAAUAAUCAUAGCGUCACGUGACAGUGUUUUAGUCAUGGCCGACGACUGCAGACGACAGGGCUUCGAACUGGAGAGAAGGAUCUUUGAGUUGGACAGUAAGUGCGCAAGCCUCAGAACCGAGAAACAAGGUAGGUGUGCACUGUUAUAACAAUCAUUUGUAAAGAAAGGUAGCUAAUGUCACUUCAAUGUGUUCAGUUGAAAGCUCUUCUCAGCUGGCUUAUUUAGCUAGCUACGUUAGCGACCAUAACACCAGAAAUACUUUAUGAUAACACCAGACCAAGGUAGCUAAACUAGCUAGUUUGUCAAAGUUGCAACAACAGUAUUAAACUAUAUCACUCAUCGCAUACAUUCGCUAGCUAGUUAGGUUUGCUUGAGAACGUAGCUAACGUUUACAUUAUUAGCUACGUUAGCUAGUUAGCGUUAGCGAGCUAACUUGAUACCUAGCUAGUUAGCUAAUUAUUUUUGUUUUACAUUUUGUUUGUUUAUUUCACUUGCUUUGGCAAUGUAAACAUGUUUCCCAUGCCAAUAAAGGCCAUUUGAAUCGAACUGAAUUAAUUGAUGUGGUACUGUAACGUUAGCUAGGGAGCAGAUAGCUAGCCAACUAAUGUGUCGACAAAGAUGCUGAGCUAGGGGUAUUGAUCCGUUACUUUUCAAAACAUUCAAUGCAUAAUGUUAUUGCAGAUUGCUUGACCAAUGUAUCUAGGCUAUUCUGGGAUCCUGAUUUCUUGGAUUUAUUAGCUAGGUAGCUAAAUGUAUUCCACUUUGUGUAAGGUCUUUGCUUACUGGCCAACUAUUCUCUUCCAGUGAACUUGAUUUUGUCAACUCUAGUCUAGACCAAUAAAACUGUGUACUAUGGUGGCCGGAGGACAUAGCUAGGUUAUCUUCUUUACUGACUAACUCAAAGGGCAGCUCCUUACAUUUUAUGCCAUUAUCAUGCCACUGUGAAAGACAUUGUCACAAUGACAUAGCUAGAAAUCUAGUCUCGUGUAGCGCAGUUGGUAGAGCAUGGCGUUUGCAACGCCAGGGUUGUGGGUUCAUUUCCCACAGGGGACCAGUAUGAGAAGAAAAAAAAUGUAUGCACUCUCUAACUGUAAGUCGCUCUGGAUAAGAGCGUCUGCUAAAUGACAAAAAUGUAAAUGAACAGUGUGUUUAAACUAACACCUGAAAUUAUACAUUAAACUCUGUAAGCAUGAGAUGUACUGUUUGGACAUAAAGUUAGACCUGUAAUACAUAUUUAACAACUUUAUUUUCUCCUAGAUGAUGACUAUUUACAGAAUGCUUCUGCGAUACUAGACAAGUUGAAAAGCUUUUACAGACAAGGGGGGGAGAGUAACAGUCUGCCUAAACUGCUUCAGGAUUACACUCAGGUAUUGCAGUUCAUUAAAUGUUACUGUUCUAGCUAGAGUCUAGACAAAAUGUUUUAGGCUAGGUGUGAAUUCAAAUAUGUUACCAUACCAUCCAAGUUCCCUUCAUCUCUGAUAAUCCUGUACAGUCAGGUAGGCAGGCAAUUGGCCUACUGAAUGUAAACGGUAGACUUCAUGUGUUCAGGCCUUGUUAGUUGCAAAUAGGUAGCCUCAUAGAACCAAACAGAUUGUUGUUUUGGUGAGAUAUGGCAUGCCCAGGCUGGUUCACGAGGCAAGCAAAUUCCCCACAUGUCCUUUUGUGUUCUAGUAGUUCUUCCACCUGCUGUUCGAAAUAGGAUAACAGUACUCUAUUUUGUUAAAAGUCGUAAUUGUCAUCCAAUGACAUGAGCCUGAAGGUGUGAAAGAGCAGACACACUUGUUGUCCUUCCUUGAUGCGGGAACCUUCAACUGACCAGUAUCCUCGUUGUGACUGGCUCUGUUCACAAAUGAAAUGCACCCUUCCUCAUGUCCUUGAAGUAGCCCAAUCACUGAUCUGUUAGUGAAUGGAAUGUUUGUUCAUCCUUUCACCUGUCAGACCAUAGAAAAUCAGUGAUUACUUUCAAAAGACGAAAUGACACAAUGAUGCACUUUAAAAAGAGGGGAACUAGUCCACAAAUGUGGAAAUCUAGAAGAGUUCAAAAGAUUUGAAUUCCAACUUCAAAGUGCAGUGCUGAUGCUAAACCCAGUGACUUGUUGACGACAUUGACAUAACUCCCAACCCACGGUCUGUCUGAGUUAUCCGCAUCAUCCCCACCCACCAUAGCAGAGUUGUAGACAGGCUGUUGGAGAGACAAAGACAUUUGCCUUCUUGAAGGGAGUUGGCCAACAGCCUGUGGACAAAUCUAGCCUGUGGAAGAAGUCUGCAAUUCACCUGCAUUAGAGUUGAAGGUCGGCCGACCAUGUGACUCUUGUCAUAAAUGUUAGCCAAAGAGCAUGGCUGAAUGGGUUAAUUGCAAAAACUAUUAUUGUUUAAUCAUAUUUAUUUGUGUUAAAGGUCCAAUGCAGCAGUUUAUUUUUAAAAAUCUCAAUAUCAAUUAAUUGCUGGGUAACAAUUAAGUACCUUACUGUGAAGGUUUUUUUCUUAUUAAAAUGGUUUUAAAAAAUGAACAAAUAGCUUCUUAGCCAAGAGCAAUUUUCUAGGACUGUCUGAGUGGUAAGGGGAAAGCAAGCUGUUGGCAGAGAGGUUUGGAACUUUCUUAUUGGUCUAUUAACUAAUUUACCGCAUGGUGAUGUCACCAGGCAGGCCAAAACUCCAUCCCACCAAAACCGGCUGAAAUUUCAGGCAGUCUUUUCAAAGAGCUCUUACACUUAAAGGGAAUUAUCAUAAUUUUCACAGUAUUAUUCCAACCUCAUAUUGUGGAAAUGUAUAUAAAACACAGGAAAAUCAAAUUUGUUGACUGCACUGGGUCUUUUAAAGUAAAGAAUGACACUAAAGUAAGUGUGUGUGUGUGUGUGUAGGUGAUCCUGGACAUCACGUUCUAUGAGGAGAACAAGCUGGUGGACCAGGAGUUCCCGGAGGACUGCUCGCCCUUUAAGAUCCAACAGCUGCUGCAGGACCUCACAGAGCCAGAGGUGCUGGCCGGGAGGCUGUUCCCGGCCCAAGAGGUGUGCGUGCCUGCGUGCAAGAGAUAUUCAGCCUGCUCUUAAAGGGCAAUGCAUGUGCAUAGGACCUCAUACCCUAUGCACUGAGUAUUUUGUUCACUACAAGAAAAUAACAGCAAAUUUACAUACCACACACACCAAUGGAGUCUGCUGUGGGGCGGACGGCUCAUAAUAAUGUCUGGAACGGAGCAAAUGGAAUGGUAUCAUACACAUGGAAACCAUCCGUUUGCUGUAUUUGAUACCAUUCCACUUAUUUAGCGCCAACCAUUACCACGAGCCCGUCCUCCCCAAUUAAGCUAAACACUAUUGUUUAGUGACAGCUGUCCCUGUUCCAGGUGCAGUCAGUGCUGGGGCUAGAGGUGUUAGAGUGCCUCUACUGGAGACGUGGAGCACUGCUUUACAUGUACUGCCACACCCUCCACCAACGCAAGCAGUGGAUCAAGAAGAACAAGGCCACUUUCCUCAAGGUAGGGCCAUCUAACUUUAUAUAGAAGUCCUAACUUGAAUUGCAGUGCACCUGCUACUAUCAGAGUUGGAUUCCUUACGCCUGUUGUUCAUGCGGAGUGUUGUUGUUGUGUCUGUCUUGUGUCAGUGUCUUCAGGAGGGGGUGCGCUACCUGAUGAGGAUGCUGCAGGUGAGGAACUCUGUGAAGCUCAAUGACGGGGUGGUGUUUCACGACUCUGCUACCGCCAACUUCCUGGCUGAAGGUAAACACAGGACCGCUAUAAUGUUAUACAUGUGUUUUGUUGUGGCCUGUUUAUUUUGUCAAUGUUACAUGCUUGUUUUGACAUUAUCAAGACAACCUUUUUCUUCACUUUCUUCAUUUCUCGUAAAGGGAUGAAAAAACACAUCUGGUUAUUUAUCUGUUUUUAUUUAUUUUCCAACAGGCAUCUUCUCAGACACCCACCUGUUGACGAUGAUGUACAUCGGGGAGAUGUGUUUCUGGGCUGUGAAGUACGAGGACUGCAGCGUGGAUUCCACGGAACGCAAAGAGGACCGGCUUCACUUCCGGGACAUUGGGACGCAGAUCCUGCACAAAUACGUGCUGGCCUGUGACGGCCCUCUUCAGGGCCAGGGCUGGAACACUGAGAAUGCCAAGGAAAUUCUUAGUAUCUUACAGUGAACCAGGGAGGGCUAUGGGUACAAGUUUCCCUUAGGCACUGAUCUAGGAUCAGAUAAUCAAACCCUGAAUUGUAAUGCUAAGCAUUAAGGGAGAGGGAAUCUGACGGAUCAGUUUCUAGGGUCAACUUUCUCCCGUUCUGAAAGGCUCCGGCUGACUGAGGGGGUGAAGGUUGGGGCAAGGGUAGGUGAAGAAUGAGGGGCUAGGGUAGGUGAAGAAUGAGGGGCUAGGGUAGGGAGAGAUGUUAAUUAAAUGUGAGUCUCCCCGUUCCCUGCAAGAAGCACUUAUCUUCCAGAUUUCAGACUGUUGGUUGGGCAUGUGUUUUGCUCUGAGAAUGUGGUAGAAUAAUAAUUAUAUUAAAAUAAGAUUAUUAACAAAACUAAAAAAAUUGUUUGAAGAUGAAUGAUAAUAUAGCUUGUAAUGAAACAUUGCACAGCAACUGUUUUUAUUUAUUGUUUUAAUUAUUAUUAUUUUGUUAUGUUUUUUUAAAUUAAUUGCAUUUAUAUAUAAAUAUAUAUGGGGGGAAAAAGUUAAGAUGGGGAAUACACAGAGUUGGUGACUGAAGUAUUCAUGACCAUUUUUGAGUAUGUACAGUUUUUUGUUUGAAACAUCAGCUUUGUAAUAUGCCACCUCUUUUUCUCACUUAUAAAAAA
This is a messenger RNA of Coregonus sp. 'balchen', 4888 nucleotides long. NCBI's taxonomy places the organism in Eukaryota, Metazoa, Chordata, Actinopteri, Salmoniformes, Salmonidae. The record is from the annotation of a GenBank genome assembly.